Messenger RNA from Fusarium keratoplasticum, 1161 nucleotides. RefSeq lists its product as uncharacterized. The coding region runs from base 1 to 1161 and encodes 386 amino acids. The record is from RefSeq and is a predicted model, not a curated record. The transcript is spliced from 2 exons. NCBI's taxonomy places the organism in Eukaryota, Fungi, Ascomycota, Sordariomycetes, Hypocreales, Nectriaceae.
AUGGGAGCAUCCAAUCUGGAUAACCUGGCGUCAGGGCCAGAUGAGAAGUCUCCUAUCGAGCGGAAGCCUGUCGAGAACGUAGCUCCUGAGGAGCCCUCCGUCGAACGAGCCCCGACACUACCCCCGAGACCUGUAUCUAUUCAGUCCAAGAACGAUGAUCUCGACGAAAAGGCCCUGGAGGCUGGAUACGACGAGAAGCUGCCUCAACCGAACAACGGAUUCGCCAUACAUCGCAAGCCCGUUUCUACCAAAACACCUCCUCAGUCGAUCAAGAUCGACAAGUCGCAACCCGAGGACUUUGAGGGCGAGGUAGCCACCACAAACGAGCUACCUCCUCCUGAACUCAUCAAGAAGAUCGAAGACUACAUCGUUCUAGACCGACAUGGAAAAUCGCAUCCCUUUUCGAGCCUAUACACCGGUAGCAAUGUUGCCCGACGCGUGCUGGUCAUCUUUGUCCGGCACUUCUUCUGCGGCAACUGCCAAGAGUUCCUUCGGUCUCUGUCUGAGGCCGUAACCCCCGAAGCCCUCCUCCGACUCCCCGUCAGCACCUUCAUUGCAGUGAUUGGCUGUGGCGAUCCCGCCCUCAUCGACAUGUACGUCCACGAGACAAACUGCCGCUUCCCCGUCUACACGGACCCAACAAGGUCCCUCUUCCAUGCCUUGGGCAUGACCAAGACGCUGCAGAUGGGCGCGAAACCGGCUUACAUGCGCAAGAGCAUGACACGGAGCAUCGUCGACAGUAUUGUUCAGGGUGUUAAACAACUGCCUACCGGUAACGUCCUGAAGAUGGGUGACCAGCGCCAGGUUGGCGGCGAGUUCCUCUUUGAGCCGCGCAAUAUCCUAACGCCGGUUACAACACCGCGCGACGAAAAGUUCCAGCCCAUGGACACGCUAGAAGAUCCUCAAGAUUCAGCACCAGGGCGCGAGAACGGCAGGAGAAAAGAUUACGGGGACGAGGAGAAGAGGGUGACGUGGUGCCAUCGCAUGAAGACGACGCGCGACCACGCCGAGAUCCCAGAGCUCAUCGAAGUCCUGGGCCUGGAUGUUUCCCGGAGCGCUGGCCGCAACUCGGUAACGUCCGCCCGCAAGGGCAAGGGCCAGAGCAUGGCUGAGGAGAUCCGGAAGCUGAGCGCUGAGAGGUCUCGGUCGCCUGAGACAUGA